AGUUCUUUGUCUGAUACAUGUUUUCUGGUAAUCUCCCAGCCUUCGGUAAUGAAGUACUUCUGAAGGCCAUGCACAUGUUCGCCUGUGGUUUGUUUGUUUGUUUGUUUGUUUUAUUUUUUUGUUUUGUUUUUGUUUUGGUUUUGGUACCGGGAAUUGAACUCACGGCCUUGCACUUACCAGGCAGGUGCUUAGGCUGCUGAGCUAAAUCCCUGGCCCUCUCCUGUGUUCUUGAUAAAUAGAGGUCACAAAGACCUUUUCCCUUUACCUCACAUAUUUUUCUAUCUGCACCUUUGAAGUAAGCAACUACUACUUUUAUAAGUUAACAUUAUUAGAAGAAAACAUUGUUUUAAUGUUCACAUCAAAUAAAAUAAGAAAGGAUUCUGGGGUAGGCAGGACUGGAGCCAUUGCUGGUUUCUGCCCCAAGAGGGCUACACUGCUGUGUUCUGCUUUUCAGAAAAGCUUAGUCAACACACCUGUGAUCCCAGCGCUCUGGGAGGCUGCGGCAGGAGAAUGGCAAGCUGGAGUCCCACCCAGGCAGUUUGACAACUUGGCAAGAACCUGUCUCAAAAGAGGGGAAGGGGCUGGGAAUGUAGCUCAGUGGGAAGGUGCUGGUUCAGUUCCUACUACUGGGGGCAGGGGACCAAUUUAGUGAACCCUGGAGGCUGUGGGAUGGAAGCCUGGGCUGGGGUCCUGCUGGAGCAGGCCUGGGUACUAGUGGUUUUUGGGAUUCUUGGGAAAGUAAAGCCACUGUCUUGAGUCCCCAAGGAGGCUGGAGGUGAGCCCUACCCUUCUGUGGCAGGCAGAGCCCCUGGGAGCUCCACUGGCACAGAGCAUCGGGGUGUAAAAGGGGCACCACCUUGCCCUCAGAUGGGCAUCUCUUCCGCAGGACAAGCCGUUGCCCACAGACCUCUGUCUUCCAGGAGCAGCACAGCCAGCCCAAGGCCCAGCGUGAGGCAGCGAUGGCACUGAGCCCAGAGUCCACAUGCAGCUUCCCCCUGCUGGCUGAGACCGGCAGCCCUGUGCCAGAGCUGCCCGGUGGCCUCAAUGGAUCCUUGAACAGUUCCUGGGUCAGCCCAACAGAGCACAGCUCCCUGCAGGAUCUGGUGGCUGUAGGGAUCCUGGGGGCUGUGCUCUCCGCCAUGGGUGUCCUGGGCGUGGCAGGCAACAUGUACACGCUAGUGGUUGUGUGCCGCUUCCUGCAGACCUCCGCCUCCAUGCACAUCUACGUGGUCAACCUAGCCCUGGCUGACCUGCUUUACCUGCUCAGCAUCCCCUUCAUCGUGGCCACUUACAUCACCAAGGACUGGCGCUUCGGCGAUGUGGGCUGCCGCGUCCUCUUCAGCCUGGACUUCCUGACCAUGCACGCCAGCAUCUUCACCCUGACUGUCAUGAGCAGUGAGCGUUACGCGGCGGUGCUCAGGCCUCUGGACACUGCACGGCGCUCCAAGGGGUACCGCAAGCUGCUUGUGCUGGGCACCUGGCUGCUGGCCUUCCUGCUGACCCUGCCCAUGAUGCUGGCCAUCCGGCUGGUCCCCCGGGGCCCCAAGCACCUCUGCCUGCCAACUUGGGGUCCACACGCCCACCGCGCCUACCUGACAAUGCUCUUUGGGACCAGCAUCGUGGGGCCAGGCCUGGUCAUUGGGCUGCUGUAUGUGCGCCUGGCCCGUGCCUACUGGCAGUCGCAGCAGGCCUCCUUCAAGCAGACACGGCGGCUGCCCAGCCCAAGAGUGCUGUACCUCAUCCUGAGCAUCGUGCUGCUCUUCUGGGCCUGUUUCCUGCCCUUCUGGCUGUGGCAGCUGCUGUCCCAGUACCUCGAGGCCCUGCCCCUCGCACCCCACACCACACGCAUAGUCAACUACCUGACCACCUGCCUCACCUACGGCAACAGCUGCAUGAACCCUUUCCUCUACACGCUGCUCUCCAAGAACUUCCGUGAGCACUGGCACCGCCGCUCACAUGCCCCGAAGAGCAGCCGCGGCCGUGGGGAUGUGGGCGGCACCAACUCCCUGCUCAGCCGGACCCACACUCAGGGCGACUUGGGCCACUCGCUAUCCUCCAGCAGCCAGCAGGCCACUGAGAUCCUGCUGCUGUCCCCGGCCCCCGGAGGGGCCUGUGUCUGAGCCACUGGGGGGCAGCGUGGGGAAGGGGUGUGAGAGGUCAGGCUGGGAAGCCUGGCAGAAUCCCACUCCUGGCCCUGCCACCCCUCAGUCCGCUUCCUAACAGCUCCCUGCUGUCCUCCCCAUGACUUCCCUUGGCUUCAUCAGUUCCUCCCAACAAUGCCAGUGUCCCAUGCACAGGUCACCUCCAGGGCUUUCAGGGGCCUCCUGCCGAGACCUGGCUUCUGCAGACGGUGAGCUGAGCACCCCACACCAUCUUCCACCCAGAGCACAGGAUGCCAACACCUGCUGUGCACCUGCCUCGCCCACCUGUCCCGCCUGGCUUCUGCUGUCCUCCUCCUUCAGCACUUGGGCAAUAAAUCCAAAGGAAGAAAGGGUGUCCCAGGCCCGGGAGGGGCCCAGGCACACAGAGGAGUCCAUCUGCCGUUGAGGACUGUGCUGGCCCUGUGGCUUGUCCUGCUUGUCAUCAGGGUAGGGAAGAUGGGUGGAAGGGCAGGCCUGGGCAGGAUAGGCCAGGGGUGGGAGGAGGACCACCCAGCUGUGACCACAUCAGAGAACACAGGAGGCAAGCUUGGGCGGCUCGAGUUGGCAGUAAUGACACUCAUGGUGCCCAACAGCCAAUUGCCCUGGCCUCUCCUCUGCCACCAUUCUCUCCCUGUUCCAUAACCAGACCUGGGAACAGUGCUGAUGUCCCCUCCCUGUCCCCCCACAGCCAGCCCCUAGGGAACCUUGGGAAGAGGACACCUGUUCCCCCCUCCACAGGGGGGUCCUGGGAAGCAGAGCCUUAGGAUGGGAAGACCCAGAGAGAGAACAGUCACUGCCAGGACAGGUGCCCAUGUCGGUGACCCACGUGUCCAGGAAGAGGCAGGCCCAGGAUGCAGGGUGUUUCUGGACUUAGGUGGUCAUGCUGGACAGUGCCUGGACCCAUGUGCUUCACCAGGCUAAGACAGCAAGUUUGUGACAAGUAUUUUACCUUAAAAACAGAAAGGGCUGGUGUGCAGUAGCUCAUUGGUAAAGUGCCUGCCUCAUGUGCACCAGGCCCUGGAUUCUACCCCACGUCACAGGACAAACAAGCCAAGACAAAAGUGGGGGCUAGUGGGAGACAUGGGGGCACGUGGGUGCCCUGCCUGCCUCUUGAUGUCUUGAUGGGGUAGGGAGACUUCAGGGUUUUAAAAAUCCUUUUUCUUUCUUAACCAAAGCCUGAUUCCUAAAGCUUUGUCACUAUUAAGAAAUGAAAGCAAAAUUAAAAUUGAAAAUUCCAGAGCCAGAGCUGGGGCUUCUGUUUACAGGUCUGAGGUUUGGACCAGUGACCUUGGCCCGGGGCAGCUGCCACAGGAUUUGGGGGAAACUCCACUGCUUGAUCUCUUCACACUCGGCCUACCUGGCCGGCCAGCUCUGCACAGCUUUGGACAAGGGUGGGACACAGCUGGCAGGACAGAGUAUGGCCCCAGUGGUGACUGCACA
This is a messenger RNA of Cavia porcellus (domestic guinea pig), 3581 nucleotides long. It is a transcript of the gene Uts2r, whose product is annotated as urotensin 2 receptor. The record is from RefSeq and is a predicted model, not a curated record. Gene Ontology annotation, cellular component: plasma membrane. The transcript has a single exon. NCBI's taxonomy places the organism in Eukaryota, Metazoa, Chordata, Mammalia, Rodentia, Caviidae. Gene Ontology annotation, molecular function: urotensin II receptor activity. Gene Ontology annotation, biological process: blood vessel diameter maintenance; neuropeptide signaling pathway; regulation of blood pressure. Bases 960 to 2120 code for a protein of 386 amino acids.